Molecule: messenger RNA, 1458 nt
Organism: Sesamum indicum (sesame)
Lineage: Eukaryota; Viridiplantae; Streptophyta; Magnoliopsida; Lamiales; Pedaliaceae
Product: putative WRKY transcription factor 57
Biological process (GO): regulation of DNA-templated transcription
Molecular function (GO): DNA-binding transcription factor activity; sequence-specific DNA binding
Source: RefSeq, a predicted model, not a curated record
GGAAAUAUUAUUAGUCUGUCUUUCUCUCUCCGCCUAUCAUUUUCAAACUCUCUCUUUCAGAAAAAUGAAAAGAAAAUAAAUAAAUAAAGCAACACCAAUCAAAUCAAAAUGAAAUAUCAGCUCUACUACGCCUACUUCUCUUUUCUCCUCUUUCGAAAACCCUAACUGGCUUUCUGAUUUCUCCGCUUCGUGUAUUGGCGAUCAGCAAUUUUUUGUGAGUUUUGUUGAUUGGAUGAUGAGUUAUGGCAGGUAAGGAGAUCAAGGCGGAUCCGGAGUUCAGGGCUUCAUCGAGCUGGGAGUGCGGCCGCCAUGGCUCGGAGAUGGUGAGUGAUCAUGGUUACUUAUUUGGGAUUGAUUGUAGAGAGAGUAGCAUACUCGGCGAGUUUGGUUGGAAUAUUCCGGCGGAGUCCACCGGUUUCGUUGAUUUGGAUCGGAUCGAGCCCGAUUUGGGUGGAGGCGGCACCGAUGGUUUUGUCUCGGUGGAUUCAUCGGCUCCUGGGAGUCAUGAUGAUAUGAGUUGUAAUAUUAUGGAGCCGAUGGUGGGGGAGGAGAAAGUGGAGGCGGCUUCUGUUUCGGCUUCCCUGUCGUCAAGCUCGUCCGAGGAUCCGCCUGAGAGGCCGACUGAUUCCGCCGCCGAUGCAGGCAAUCCGCCGUCGGACACAGCGAGCAAGAGUAAGAAGAAGGUGCAAAUUAAGCGAAUUCGACAGCCACGUUUCGCAUUUGUGACUAAAAGUGAAGUUGAUCAUCUAGAAGAUGGGUACCGAUGGCGAAAAUAUGGACAGAAAGCAGUUAAAAACAGCCCAUUUCCAAGGAGCUAUUAUCGGUGUACAAACAGUAAAUGCACGGUAAAGAAAAGAGUGGAGCGCUCAUAUGAGGACCCCUCAGUUGUGAUUACUACAUAUGAAGGACAGCACUGUCACCACUCAGUUGGAUAUCCCAGACCCGCUGCUCUCAAUCUCAUUACACCUCAUCAGGUUCAGGACCCUGCAUUUGCAAGCUACUUCACACCUUCAACCAUCACACUUCAAAAUUCUGUGCACAGUACACAAUUACGGCCCCACAGUCAUCAAUUAGGCAAAGCUACUGGAGCAUCCCAUGGAGUUGAUUAUCAUCAAGGGGCAAGUUCAGAGCCUGAUCUGGUCGGCCAAGGACUACUUGGGGACAUUGUGUCGCCUGGGAUGCGAAAAGGAUAGUAGUAUAUAUCACAACGAGGUUUAAUUAUGUAGGUACAGUGUUGGGGUUCAAAAGCUGCAAGAAUCACUCACAGUCCCACAAUAGUACUAUAGCCUACUACCAUUUCAGCAAUAUGUCCCAUGAUGAUUAAGUAAUUAAUGAUUACAUGGGAAUAUCCUGUUGUAUCCUUAACUGUUAUAAUUACUUUGUGAUGAGGGCUGUAAAUAAUUCAUUGUAUCAACGUACCCUACUUGAUGGAUGUGGGAGGAAAUGCCCAAUUUCUGA